Lolium perenne is the source of this 1021-nucleotide messenger RNA. RefSeq names its product protein NEGATIVE REGULATOR OF RESISTANCE-like. The record is from RefSeq and is a predicted model, not a curated record. NCBI's taxonomy places the organism in Eukaryota, Viridiplantae, Streptophyta, Magnoliopsida, Poales, Poaceae. Gene Ontology annotation, biological process: regulation of systemic acquired resistance.
CUGCGAUUCUCUUUCCGCGCGCGCCAUAUAUCUUUCUGCGACUUAGCUUCUGAAAGAAUCCUCCAAGACGCACCAAACGUCCAAUCCUAAGCUAUCUCGCUUGGCUGCCGCCAUGGAUCCGCCCACCACCGCGGGCAAGCGCAAGCGCCCGGCCGCUGCCGCUGCCGCCGUCGACGAGGUGUCCGACGCCGAUGUCGAGGAGUUCUACGCCAUCCUCCACCGCCACCGCCGCAUGCUCGACGCCUCCCGCCACCCCGUCUCCGGCGCCGGCGCCCGAGCGGGGACCCAAACUCCCACGCACAUGCCGGCGCCGUGGCGCCCCAGCUUCUCCAUGGCGGACUUCGCGCAGCCCGCUCCGACGCCGGCGGCGGUUCCGGCGCUGCGGCAGCAGCAACUGCCGGUGGCCGGCAACGCCACGCCGCCACGGCGUCCCGCCAGCAUCGCCCUCGACCUCAACGCAGAGCCGGAGCCCCAGGAGCCGCCCACCCCGCGUCCAGAGCGCGACCAGGCGUAGGGACGAAGACGACGCGCGCGCGCGCUCUGCCUAAGUAUGUACUACUACGUAUACAUGCACAUUUACAUGACGGCGCGGCCGGGUUCUUACUGAUGAUCUGCUAAUCACCGGCCGAUGCUCUGCCUAACAGUCACUGGCUUGUAAUUCGGCAUGCUUAAACAAUACCGACGUCUCGUUAAUUAUCUUCCAGGUGAGACUUGGAAGGAGAGUCCAUCGACUGAUACUAAUCACUGCAUUGGACACCAAAAUUGUUGAUCGGGUGUUACCGUUUCAUAAUCGCUUCCUUAGUUAUAGCCCGAUGCGGUAUUUUGGCUCAUACUACACCUAUUGAUUAUAAAAAUAUUGGAAUUGCUAAGUUUCAGCUAGCGAGAUAUAGCUUAUGUCUUAGUCACGUGUUCUACCGUUGGAUUUUGUUUCUGCUUAAAGAUUCGUGUUUGUUAUUGUUUGCACUUUGUCUAGACCCGCAUUGUGAUACACACUCAUGUAAGGUAUUGCAGGAAAAAAACA